AUGCGCUUCAUCCCCAGCAACCAAGCUGCCAGCAGCUACUCCCACACCCACGGCGCCGCCGGCGCCGGCGCCGCCCGCUCCUCCACGUCUGCGCCCUCGGCGCCGGGCCUCCACGACACGCUGCGUCACGGCGUCGGCCCAUCGGCCUUUGACGCGCACACGACGCAGGCCACGUCUGCGCACCCCCUCGAGGCCCGGCUCAAGAACUGGGAGGCCACGCAGGAGGCCGUCCGGAUGGAGUCGCUCAAGCGCACGUUUGGCAUGGGCGAGCCUAUCCGCCGCGGCAUGGAGCUCAAGAUUGUGCGCGACGGCGCGUGGCGACCCAUGGUGCUGGGAAGCGGCCUCGCCAGCGUGCACGAGGAUAUCCUGCGCGGCAGGGAGGAUAUGAUUACGUGGGAGGACGUGUUUACCGGCGACGAGUCGAGAGGAGUCGCUGGCUUCCACGAGGAAAUGGAGAAGAAGUGCAAGGUUUGA
Messenger RNA from Beauveria bassiana ARSEF 2860, 474 nucleotides. RefSeq names its product proteasome maturation factor UMP1. The transcript has a single exon. Lineage: Eukaryota; Fungi; Ascomycota; Sordariomycetes; Hypocreales; Cordycipitaceae. Gene Ontology annotation, biological process: proteasome assembly. Bases 1 to 474 code for a protein of 157 amino acids. The record is from RefSeq and is a predicted model, not a curated record. Gene Ontology annotation, cellular component: cytoplasm; nucleus.